AUGGUGAAGAAAUCGAGCCAAGCGGAUUUUUUGUUUCCGAGCAACGAGAUUUUGAUGAAAGAGGAGGUGGUGCUCAAUGUGAGUUUUUCAGGAGGGAAAUUUUGGAAUUUUCGGUCCGAGACGAUAUUUUUCGGCCCAGAAAGCGAUUUUCAGUCUAAAAUUUGAUUUCCGGGGUUUGGAGGCCAUUUUCUAGCCUAGAAGUCAAAAUUUUGGGCCCGGGAAGCUGUUUGCUGGCCAAGAAAAUCAAUAUUUUUCGAUUUUUCAGCUACAAAACAGAUUUUUCGUCCACCAAACCGAUUUUUGGGCCCAGAAAUUUGAUUUUCGCGACUUUUCAGCCAAAAAUCGACUAGAAAAUGAUUUUUAGACCCAAAAAACACCGUUUCUGCGUGAAAAACGACUUCGGAGGCUAGAUUUAAACCUGAAAUCUUAAUUUUUGACCAAUACAUUGAGCUUGGGAUUUAAAAUUGAAAUUCAAGAUUGAAAAUUGCUUUUUCGCCUGGAAAAAUUGUGUUAAAAUGUAUUUUUAACAUUGAAAGAUCAAUUCACGAAAACAUUGUAGUUCAAAAUUAGUUUUUCAGCCAAAAAUGAUGACAUAUCGGGAUUUUUGAAGCUUCUGGAGUGAUUUCUGAUGAAAAUUGACCCUGGAAUUCAUUUUCCAGAAGUUUUUGCUGAUUUUUCGUAAAAUAAAGAAAAAAAUUAAUAAAACCAGGUAAAAUAGGGUUCUCAAAGUAUAGUUGGACAACGACUCGACUUGAGUCGACUCGAGUCGACUUGGAGUCGAGUCGUUUGGAAAAUACCUUUCGACUCGACUAACGACUCGAGUCGUUUAGUCGAAAAGGUGAGUCGAUUAGAAAAUGACUCGAGUCGAGUCGAAUGGUUUUUUUCGACUCGACUCGACUCCGAUGGUCAAUUUUCUCAUGGUGAGUGGGGGUUUUGUAUUAUGGUUAAGGUGUUGGCUUAGAUGGUGAAUAUUGGAUGGUGAUUGGUGGACAUGGUGAUAGUGCACCAAUCACACCAAUUGCGCCAAUAAUGGUAAAUUGGUGUGAUUGGUGCAGUUGGCGCAAUUUUAACCAUUGGUGGAAUUGGUGGAUGGUGAAAUUGGCGAAUGGUGCGAUUCGCCAAUUGGUGUGAUUGGUUCAAUUCACCAAUUGGUGUAGUUGGUGCAAUUUCACCAAUUGGUGUAGUUGGUGCAAUUUCACCAAUUGGUGCAAUUGGUGCACCAGUACCCAAAUAAACCAAUCACACCAAUUGGCGAAUUGCACCAUUCGCCAAUUCCACCAUCCACCAAUUCAACAAAUUCCACCAAUGGUCCAAAAUUCCCAUUAUUGGUGCAAUUGGUGUGAUUGGUGCACUAUCACCAUGUCCACCAAUCACCAUCCAAUCACCAUCCAAUAUUCACCAUCUAAGCCAACACCUUAACCAUAAUACAAAACCCCCACUCACCAUGAGAAAAUUGACCAUCGGAGUCGAGUCGAGUCGAAAAAAACCAUUCGACUCGACUCGAGUCAUUUUCUAAUCGACUCACCUUUUCGACUAAACGACUCGAGUCGUUAGUCGAGUCGAAAACAGCUGUCUUAUCGACUCCGAGUCGACUUGAGUCGACUUGAGUCGUUGUCCAACUAUAUCUCAAAGUCAAUUUUCAUCGGGAAUCACUUCAGAAGCUUCAAAAAUCUCGAUUUGUCAUCAUUUUUUGACUGAAUAACUCGAAAAUUGAUCUUUCGAUGUUAAAAAAGAAACAUUUUUUUCGUUCAGGAAUCAGCCCUUCACGAAAAUCUUUUCCAAUUUCAGUCUAAAAUUUUCAGACCUACGAUGACUGCACUGAUUAUGUGGAAUUCGACGACACAGCCGAUUACAACAUCGAAAAAUAUCGAGAUGAUAUUCAAAUCGAAAUAAUCAAUGAGUCAAAAGACGGUAUGACUCUCGAAUUCGAUUUGACACGCGUCGAAGCUCCAAUCGCCAAUGCACUUCGCCGAAUUUUGAUCGCCGAAGUUCCAACAAUGGCCCUCGAAAAGAUCUAUCUCUAUCAAAACACUUCAGUCAUUCAGGACGAGGUUCUUUGCCAUCGUUUAGGUCUUCUUCCCCUCAAAGUCGAUCCGAGACAAUUUCAAUUUCCUUUGACGAAAACUAUUGGAAUCAAUGAGCAAGGAGUGGAUUGUGAUGAAGAACCGGAAGGAGAUCCGAAGAGGAAUUUGAUCUUUAAGAUUAAUGUGACUUGCACGAAGAAUCGGAAUGCGAUUCCGACCGCGACUGAUCCCAAACAACUUUUUCAUCAUAGUUCGGUUUAUUCGAGAGCUUUUGAAUGGGUUCCGAUUGGGGAAGAGCAGGCGAAUGAAUUGCAGGGAGAGGUAAAUUUGACUAUGUUCCUUUAAAUUUGGGUCUCACCACGAAAUUUGUGGAAUUUUUAAUCUAAAUUUGACUAUGUUCCUUUAAAUUUUGGUCUCACCACGAAAUUGUGGCAUUUUGAAUUUAAAUUUGACUAUGUUCCUUUAAAAUUUGGGUCUCGUCACGAAAUUUGUGAAAUUUUGAAUGUAAAUUUGACUAUGUACCUUUAAAAUAUGAUCUCGAAGCGAAGUGUGAAAUUUUUGAUUUCAAAAAAGCUAGAUUCUGGGUCUCGCCACGAAAUUUGAGAAUUUUGAAUGUAAAUUUGACUAUGUUCCUUUAAAAUUUGGGUCUCGCAACAAAAUUCUCCAAGAUUUUCGACUCUAAAAUGCUCUGUUCCUUUAAAACUUGGGUCUCGCCACGAAAUUAUUGCAUUUUUUGAGUGAAAAUGACAAUUUUCCCCAACAAAAUCCUGAAAAUUGGCUCUGAAACAAAAUUUCUGAAUUUUCCUAUAUUUUUCCUCGAAAAAAUACGUUUCUACAAAAACAAAUAUUCAGAUUUUGAUCAGAAAAUUUUGAUGCAAUAGGAUAUUUCUUAGUAAAAUCAAUAAUUAACUUUAAAAAAAUAAAUAUGAUUCAAAACCGAUUUUCUUUUCAGAACAAGCCACGAAUGGUGUCUCCAGAUAUUCUCGUCGCCAAACUUCGCCCAGGUCAAGAAAUCGAAGCCAGUUGCCACGCCGUCAAAGGAAUCGGACGAGAUCACGCGAAAUUCUCGCCAGUCGCCACCGCCUCCUAUCGCCUUCUCCCAACAAUUCGCCUCCACGCCGAAAUUUCGGGAGAAGCUGCCGAAAGACUGAAAUCGAGUUUCAGCGAAGGUGUGAUUGCGAUUGAGAAGAAGGGAGCGAAAAAGAUUGCGGUGGUCAAGGAUGCGCGAAAAGACACGUGUAGUCGCAAUGUUUUUCGACAUGAGGAUUUGGCGAAAGUUGUGCAAUUGGGAAGGAAUAAACAGCAUUUUAUUUGUGAGUUUUUUGGGGAAAGGGUUUAAAGGAACAUAAAAGAACAUUUAAAGGAACAUUUAAAGGAAUAAAAUAAGGAUAGAAUUCUAGAGAAAAAGGCUCAUUUCUAGGUUCAAAAUUUUCCGAAAAAUGAAAAUAUCCAGAUUCAGCACAAAAUUCUUCAAAAAUCGCCGAAUUUAGGCUUGAAAAUGCUCCAAAACUGGGAAAUUUCAAAAUUUCAGCUUGAAAUUUUACAGAAACAGGUUAGGGCUGAUUUACGAACGAAAAAAACGGUUUUUUCACAUCGAAAGAUCCAAUUCACGAAAAUUCAAAAAAUGUCGAAAAACAUUGUAGGUUAAAAUUAAUUUUUCGAGUUUUUCAGCCAAAAAUGAUUACAAAUCGAGAUUUUUGAAGAUCCUGGAGUGAUUUCUGAUAAAUUUCAAAUUUUGAUGAAUUUCGAAAAACAAAUUAUUUUCAUCAGAAAUCACUCCAGAAGCUUCAAAAAUCUCGAUUUGUGAUCAUUUUUGGCUGAAAAACUCGAAAAGCUAUUUUUUCGUUCGUAAAACAGCCCUAAUCGGUUUCUGGAAAAUUUUAAGCUCAAAUUUUGAAAUUUCACUAGUUUUGGAGCAUUUUCAGCCUAAAUUUCACUAGUUUUGGAGCAUUUCAAAACCAAUUUUUUUUCUUCGGAUAAUUUUCUAUGUUUCACUAAUUUUAGGAUAUUUUCUAACCCUAAAUUGAAAAGUUCAGGAGCAUUUUCAAGCCUAAGCUCGGUUAUUUUUGGAGCAUUUUGAGCCCAAAUUUCACUAGGUUCUGAGCAUUUUCAAGCCUCAACUCGUCGAUUUUUGAUGAAUUUUGGGCUGAAUCUGGAUAUUUUCUAUUUCUGGAAAAUUUUUGACCUAAAAUUGAUCCUUAUCUUCUAGAAUCCUAUCCUUAUUUUAGCAUGUUCUUUUAAAUUAUUGACCCUGGAAACUCUAAUUUAUUGAUUUUUUUUGCAGUCAGUGUUGAAUCGACCGGAGCCUUGAGAUCGAAUGAUUUGGUCGUUGAAGCGUGUAAAGUGAGUGCUAUAUGCUAUUUUGGGGCUAAAAAUUCUGAAAAUCAAAAAUUCUGGCCAGAAAAUUCACUGUUUCAAAAAUUUUGUAAAUAAUUUUGGGAAAGGAAAUAAUUUGAUGUUCGGAGGUUUUACAAAAAAAAAUUUAUAAAUUUCAAAAUUUAAUAUUUCGCGGAAGAAUUUUCACUGCCACGUGGCAUUAAUAAAUUGAACUCAAAAAAUCUCUGAAAAUUUCCAUCUAAAAAUUCCCAAAAAAUGUUCAAAACGUGGAAUUUUCGCGCCACAAAAAUUCAAAUUCAAUUUUUUUCCAGGUAAUGCAAUUAAAAUGUCGUUCACUCCGAAAACAAGUCGAAGAACUUCUGGGAUAA
This is a messenger RNA of Caenorhabditis angaria, 4729 nucleotides long. The record is from the annotation of a GenBank genome assembly. NCBI's taxonomy places the organism in Eukaryota, Metazoa, Nematoda, Chromadorea, Rhabditida, Rhabditidae.